AUGCAACCAAAGGUAAGCCAGGGACACUUGGGAGGCGAAAACCGAGCCAGCAUUACGCAGAAAAGCCGGCGCAAGGGAGCUCGACCCCCGGCCCUGAGAGGAUGGGCACGGGGUGCGAGCAAGCUGCCCAGGUCCCCCGGGCACCAUGACCCCAACCCUUGCCCCUUCACUCGUGCGGUAUUGUUCCCCUCCCGCAGGGGGAAGAAAGGUGGCGGCGGGGCCGGCAAGGGAGACUCGAAGACCUUGAAAGAGGAGUCGGAGGCCGAGAGGGCUAAAGCUGCGGCGGCGCUAUGGGAGGCCAGGCUAGAGGUGACGGAGAUCUCCCGCAAAGAAUACCGAGAAGCCGCCCGCCGCCUUGCCCGGAACAACGAAGAGCUGGAGCAGCAGCAGCGGCAGCAGGAGAAAGACACAGUCGACGUGAUCAGCCUCCUCAAGAAGCAGGACGCGGAGAAGGAAGAGCUGAUUGAGAAGCUGAAGCAGCAGGUUAACGAGUUGAAAGAAAAAGCUAAAGAAGAGAGUGAACAAGUGGCAGAACAAUUCACUAAACAGUUGGAGGAAAUGGAGGAGAAAUUCCACAAAAAGGCCAAAGAAAUUGGACUAAUUCAAAUUGAGUUGAAAAUGAUAAAGGAAUUUCGAAAAAAGAAAACACUUUUGGAAAAAGAACUUGAGGAUCUAAAAGACACCCUGGACAUCACAAAAAAAGAACAUCAGGAAACAAUCUGCAUGUUGGAGAGAAAGUUCCUUGAAGAAAAGCAACGCCUAGAAAGAGAAGCAGAGAAGAAGAUUAUAAUGCUGGCAGAAAGAGCUCAUCAUGAAGCCAUUGUGCAGUUGGACAAUGCUGGAAAAGCGGUUUUUACAGAGAAUAUUCGUCUUCAUGAGGCUCUUGGAUACCAUAUAAAGGAAACAGAAGAAUUACAAAAAAUCAAGCAAAAGUUAGAGGAGGACAAUGCCUUUCUUUUGCAGGAGAAGGAAACCAAUGACCUUUUAAUUCAGGAAAAGGUCCUGCAAACUACUCAGCAGAAAGCACUAAUCCAGGAACUGCAAAGCAUGGUGAAAAAACUGGAAGCUGCCGUUAAUCACAUGGCCAGAGAAUUUAAAGCAGAAGUUGAAAAUAUACAACAGAAGGCUUUGGUGCAGAACCAAGCAGGUCAGACAGAAAUUGAAAAGCUGCAGCAGCUGCUGGAGAUGAAAGACAAAGAGAUGAGCAGAGUGAAGAAACUGGCCAGGAACAUCUUGGAUGAAAGAACUGAGGUGGAGAAGUUCUUCUUAGAUGCUCUGGAACAGGUGAAAGAGGAGAUCAUAACCAGCAGGAAGUGCUACAAGCAGGUGGCCCAAGCUGCCUAUCAGAGGAAAAUGAUGGCAGCAUUUGCAGGGAAAGAUGAAUACCCCAAAAUCAGAACCUUCAAUGACAAUAUGCACAGCACAAAUAGUGUACAAGUGGACCUUCUGGAAGCAGAGAAAUGCUCUCUGUCUCCUAAUCUACAUGGGUAUUUAUCAAGGACAAAUAUUCAAAAGGGGAAGGUGGACAUUUCUGAACUGACCUGGGAGCAGAAGGAGAGUGUACUGCGGUUACUCUUUGCAAAAAUGAAUGGCCUGAGACACCGGAGAUACAGUAAAGCUUUGGUUCCUAUAACACCAUCCAAUUUUAAUUUUGAAGAAGCAAAGAAAUCUGGCACUGAUGGUACUAUUCCCAUCUACGCUUUCAUCACUCAGCAGGCACCACUGUCUGAGUCAUCUUCUCAUAGAAGAGCAUCAGUCCUUCCUGAUAUUCAGGUUAUACCACCACAGCCAGAGUAAGAUGGCUGUUAAAUCAUGAAACAACUGAAGUUAUGAAGGCUUCUUUUUUUACACGUCUUCCUGGGCCUCAGGUCUAUAAUGCUGCAGCUAUGAAAUCACAUCCCCGUUUUCUGUGCAUCACAACUUAUUACUUCAAUUCUUCUUUCAACUUUUUUUUUUUUAAAGAAAGAAAAUUUACUGACAGCUUUUUUCAAAAAAUGGAAAAGUACUCUUUGGCUACAGUCAGUUUUUCACUGUAAAAGAGUUUGUAUCAGAGGACUGUGUAUUCUGGAAUUAAGAAAAAUUUGAGUAAAAUAUGUUCAAAGCUUGUAGAA
Elgaria multicarinata webbii is the source of this 2111-nucleotide messenger RNA. It is a transcript of the gene BBOF1, whose product is annotated as basal body orientation factor 1. The coding region runs from base 1 to 1797 and encodes 598 amino acids. The record is from RefSeq and is a predicted model, not a curated record. The transcript is spliced from 12 exons. NCBI's taxonomy places the organism in Eukaryota, Metazoa, Chordata, Lepidosauria, Squamata, Anguidae.